UGUGAUAAAUUGUGUCCAAAGUAAAUUACCUAAUAAUACGCAGAUAUUUAAAGCGAUGGUAAGCAAAUAUUUAAUUAUUUGCCUGCUCAUAAUAAUCAAUCAUAAUAAGUGCAUAUUAAUAUGCCAUCUGCUGAGCAAGAUUCAGCCGUUUGGAAACAACAAAUGCUAUGUAAUUGUUAUCGAAAAAACUUGGUGUGGAAACGUAGCGAAAAAUUGAACGAAUAGAAGAGAUAUCCGAUAGUCCAUUCAUAAAAACGUGCUUCAUUCUCUUGUUGUUAACCAUUGGAACGAGCUCAGUUUGCUACUGACCAGUUCGUUUGCUAUAACCCCCCAACCAUAUCUACCCUUGAACUUUAGCAGUGAUUGCUAUUAUCAGCAGAGAGCAGAUAUAAGCGUAAUGCAUAGAGGUUAAUACGAAAAUUAAUAGUAUUAAUUUAAAAAAAGAAAACGAUGGCACCAAACGCAGCGAGACCUGUAGAGCGUUACGAGUCCAAUAACCAUGGCGUGAACGCUAUUCUAUUGGGCCCUCCCGGCUCGGGCAAAGGGACACAGGCUCCUUUGCUUAAGGAAAAGUUCUGCGUGUGUCAUUUAUCAACUGGCGACAUGCUACGCGCCGAAAUCGCAUCGGGUUCGAAACUUGGCUCAGAUCUGAAAAAGGUUAUGGAUGCGGGUAAACUUGUAUCCGAUGAUUUGGUUGUGGAUAUGAUUGAUUCUAACUUGGACAAACCCGAAUGCAAAAACGGAUUUCUGCUGGAUGGAUUUCCCAGGACGGUUGUCCAAGCUGAAAAGCUUGAUACGUUGCUUGACAAGAGAAAGACUCACUUGGAUGCUGUUAUUGAGUUUGCUAUUGAUGACAAUCUGUUGGUCAGGAGAAUAACCGGUCGUUUGAUUCAUCAAGCAAGUGGCAGAUCCUACCACGAGGAGUUUGCGCCACCCAAAGUACCAAUGAAAGAUGAUAUUACUGGGGAACUUUUAAUGAGGCGAAGUGACGAUAAUGCCGAGGCCCUAAAAAAACGCUUGGAAUCGUAUCAUAAGCAAACGAAACCACUGGUUGACUACUAUGGCCUGAGAGGAUUACAUUUUAAAGUCGAUGCUGCUAAGAAAGCCAGCGAUGUCUUUUCAUCGAUUGACUCAAUUUUCCUAAGGAAAGCUCAUGCAAACGCUUAAGCUCUAAUUGGUUUUCCACUACAAUUCAUACUACUCUACUGCCUGUUUCAUUUCGAUAAUUAACGAAUAGUUUAAAACACUGAAAAGCAAUUGACAUCUGUUAAAAAUUGAUUUAAUAUUAUUUGCGGCGCUGCAAAUCUAAUUGUACAUUUUUAGAAAUAAAUACGGGUUUAUACAACUAUUCAAGUAAAAAGUA
Messenger RNA from Drosophila grimshawi, 1363 nucleotides. RefSeq names its product adenylate kinase (gene Ak2). Bases 451 to 1167 code for a protein of 238 amino acids. NCBI's taxonomy places the organism in Eukaryota, Metazoa, Arthropoda, Insecta, Diptera, Drosophilidae. Gene Ontology annotation, molecular function: AMP kinase activity; ATP binding. The record is from RefSeq and is a predicted model, not a curated record. Gene Ontology annotation, biological process: ADP biosynthetic process. Gene Ontology annotation, cellular component: cytoplasm; mitochondrion. The transcript is spliced from 4 exons.